Neopelma chrysocephalum (saffron-crested tyrant-manakin) is the source of this 578-nucleotide messenger RNA. RefSeq names its product angiopoietin-related protein 7-like. The transcript has 2 exons. The record is from RefSeq and is a predicted model, not a curated record. Bases 187 to 549 code for a protein of 120 amino acids. NCBI's taxonomy places the organism in Eukaryota, Metazoa, Chordata, Aves, Passeriformes, Pipridae.
CCUGGUGGGCUUUGGUGGGUCUCUGGGAUGUUUUGGUGUUCCUGGAGGGUUUGGGGGGUCCCUGGUGGAUUUUUUGUGUCCCUGAUGGGAUUUGGGGUUCCUCGGGGUCCCUGAUGGGUUUUGGGGAUCCCUGGUGGAUUUUUGCUGGGGCAUUUAGGGGUGCCUGGUGGGUUUGGGAUCCCUGACAUGUUUUGGAGUUCUGAGUGGUCCCUGGGGGGGGGUCUCUGUGGGGUUUUGGGGUCCCUGGGGGUGCUGACACCCCCUCCCGCAGGGGACGCCCUCUCCUACCACUCGGGCAGCCCCUUCUCGACACGGGACCGGGACCCCCGGGACCCUCGGGGCCCCCGAGAGCCCCCGGGGCACCCCCGGCCUCCCCACUGUGCCGUGGCCUAUGGAGGGGCCUGGUGGUACCGGAACUGCCACUAUGCCAACCUGAACGGGCGCUACGGGGCCACCCGGGACCACCAGGGCAUCCACUGGUUCCCCUGGAAAGGCUUCAACGUCUCCAUCCCCUUCACCGAGAUGAAGCUGCGGCCGCAGCGAGACUGAGGGGGCUGGGGGGGCCCCCUGGGUGCUGG